AUGAAUACUGUCGACUCUUAUAAAAUCGGGUGGAUUGCUGCUCUUCCCAUCGACCGUGCCGCAGCCAUAGCUGUGCUCCAUGAGCGCCAUGAAGCACCCGAAGAAUUCGAGCAACACCCGUUCGACACAAACUCAUACAUUUGGGGCCAGAUAGACAGGCAUAACGUCGUCAUAGCUUCACUUCCUGCCGGUGUCCCCGGAACUCGUUCUGCAGCGGUUACGGUAGCAAAGUUCCUCUCAUCUUUACCUCAUAUUAAGAUCGGCCUGUUGGUGGGCAUCGGGGCGGGUGUCGCUCGACCUGAUCAAGGUCAGGAUAUCCGCCUCGGUGAUGUCGUUGUCAGCCAGCCUCAAGGACGAACGGGAGGCGUCAUCCAAUAUGACCUUGGAAAGGCCAAAACAGGACAGGUAUGGGAACCCAAAGGCAUUUUGAACACACCUCCCUUGGUCCUCCUUCAAGCGGUGGCGGCUCUACAGGCAGAGCAUGAGGUCAGUUCACCAAGGAUUCCAACCACUCUCAAAGAGAUGUACAUAAACAAUGCACAGUUAUGGGCGAUCACUCCUCUAGUACACCGGCCCUCAACUCAAGGCUCAAAGUAUAUGCACCAAGGAUUUGAGAAUGAUCGGCUCUUCAAAGCAACAUUUGAACAUGUUGAGGGUGAUACAUGCGCCAAUUGCGAUCCAGCCUAUGAGAUUAAGCGUGCAGCACGCGGUGCCGAAGACCCAUGGGUUCAUUACGGCAUAAUUGCUUCUGGAGACACCAUAAUUGAGGACGCCGCCACUCGAGACAAAAUUCUAAGUGACGUCGGAGAAGACAUUCUUUGCUUUGAUACAGUAGCGGCUGGCGUAAUGCAUAGCUUCCCUUGUCUCGUCAUCAAAGGGAUAAGCGACUACGCAGACUCUCACAAGAAUGAUCAAUGGCAACGAUAUGCAGCUGCAACAGCAGCCGCGUAUGCAAAGGAGCUUCUUGGCUGGAUUCCUGGAGGACAGCACCCAAAAAUGGGAUCAAUCGAUGAAAUUUCACUGCGUUAG
Trichoderma breve is the source of this 1029-nucleotide messenger RNA. Its product is annotated as phosphorylase superfamily domain-containing protein. The transcript has a single exon. Lineage: Eukaryota; Fungi; Ascomycota; Sordariomycetes; Hypocreales; Hypocreaceae. Gene Ontology annotation, molecular function: catalytic activity. The record is from RefSeq and is a predicted model, not a curated record. Bases 1 to 1029 code for a protein of 342 amino acids. Gene Ontology annotation, biological process: nucleoside metabolic process.